Messenger RNA from Manis javanica (Malayan pangolin), 1967 nucleotides. RefSeq names its product RAB1B, member RAS oncogene family (gene RAB1B). The record is from RefSeq and is a predicted model, not a curated record. Lineage: Eukaryota; Metazoa; Chordata; Mammalia; Pholidota; Manidae. Gene Ontology annotation, molecular function: GTP binding; GTPase activity.
GCUGCAAGGUCCCAGUCGUGAACAUUUGCGCCUGCGCGUCGCGGGCGGGGCCUCUGGGGCGGAGCGGCCACCAUCUUGGAACGGGAGGCGGAGCGGAGCCGACUGGGAGCGACCGAGCGGGCCUCCGCCGCCGCCAUGAACCCCGAAUAUGACUACCUGUUUAAGCUGCUUUUGAUCGGUGACUCGGGUGUGGGCAAGUCAUGCCUGCUCCUGCGGUUUGCUGAUGACACAUACACAGAGAGCUACAUCAGCACCAUCGGAGUGGACUUCAAGAUUCGAACCAUCGAGCUAGAUGGCAAAACCAUCAAACUUCAGAUCUGGGACACAGCUGGUCAGGAGCGGUUCCGGACCAUCACUUCCAGCUACUACCGGGGGGCUCACGGCAUCAUUGUGGUGUAUGAUGUCACUGACCAGGAAUCCUACGCUAAUGUGAAGCAGUGGCUACAAGAGAUCGACCGCUAUGCCAGUGAGAACGUCAACAAGCUCCUGGUAGGCAACAAGAGCGACCUCACCACCAAGAAGGUGGUGGAUAACACCACAGCCAAGGAGUUUGCAGACUCUCUGGGCAUCCCCUUCCUGGAGACAAGUGCCAAGAACGCUACCAAUGUCGAGCAGGCAUUCAUGACCAUGGCUGCUGAGAUCAAAAAGCGGAUGGGGCCUGGGGCAGCUUCAGGGGGUGAGCGGCCCAACCUCAAGAUUGACAGCACCCCCGUGAAGCCAGCUGGUGGCGGCUGUUGCUAGGAGGGGCCCAUAGGAUGGUACUGGAGGGGGCACCUUCUCCAGAUGAUGCCCCUGGAGGGGGCAGGAGGUGCCUCCCUCUCCUGGGGCAUUUGAGUCUGUGGCUUUGGGGUGUACUGGGCUCCCCAUCUCCCUCUGGCCCAUCUGCCUUCUGCCCUGAGCCCCUGCUCUGUCAGGGCCCCAACGGGAGGACACCCAGGACCUGUGGCUGGGGCAGGGAUAAGGCCUUGCUCUGCUGCUGCCUCUAGGUAACUUUAAAAGCUACCCCACCACACACUUUUCUUUGGGAUGAGGGCUCCUCUGUCUCCCUUCCCCCCGCCCCCAUGAAUGCUGCAGUGGGUUUCCCUCCUUACUCUAGUCCUUCGUUCCCUGGUCUCCCCUUCCCCAAGAGCUGAGGGCCUCCCUGGCCUCUACUGCCCUUGGCUGUAGUCAGUGCAUGGGGCUAGGAGUGGGACCAGGGAUCUAGGACCUCAGGACAGGCAUGGGGGCUACAGGGGCCCAGCAGCCCACCCUGUUUUCUCUUUGCUGCCUUCCCUCAUCCCCUCCCACACUCACAGCUUGAGCCGUCCAGCUGCGAUAGGGUCUGAGCACAUCUAGGGCAGGUAGGCGGGCAGCCGUGCUGGGCCUGUGUCUUGAGCCCAGAGGGAGUCUGCUCCUGCCGCCCCCUGCCCUGCCGGAGCCAGGCCUGUGUGCUGCCUGCCCACCGUGCCCCUUUGUCCCCCAAGGCAGGCGGAGGUGGAAGGCCCACCGUGCCAGGGGCCUGGCACCAGCCUUAACCCUCACUCCGCCAGCACCUUGUCCCUGUCCCCAAGGCCACACAUCCGGCUCAUUGUCCCGUCAGUUCCUUGGAGCCCUGGAGGGCAGACCCUCAUCCCCUGUUGCUACUCUGGGGAAUGUGGGUACAACCCUGGGCUGGGGGCAUCUCUGCGAUCACCCCAUCCCACCCAGGGUCUUAUCCCCCCUGCCCUCUGGCACAGCUUCUUCCUGCAGAAAAACAAAUCUUUGGUCCCUACCUGAGAAGCCAUGUCCUUUGUGUUGUCUCUUCCCUGUCCCACCUGUGCCCUGCCCUCCAGCUUGUAUUUAAGUUCCUGGGGUGCCCCCCACUCCCAGGUUCCCCUCUGGUGUCAUGUCAGGCAUUUUGCAAGGAAAAGCCACUUGGGGAAAGAUAGAAAGGACAAGAAAAUAAAUUUCCACUGGCCCUCCUGUGAGCUGAGGGUUUUUGCAAGGAA